UGGAAAAUUUUAAAAAAAUAUAAAUUGUCGAUAGAUAAAGUAAUUUUCUAUUUUAUCAUCUACAUGGCAUGAGUUAUAUGAUAUUACGAAGCAGUAAGCAUAGUUUUUAUAUCAGUUACUGCAGGUUACUGAGACUUUAAAUAUUUAUUUAAUAAAAUAUGAGUGGUAAUAAUAAAAAUAAAAAUAAAAAUAAAAAUAAAAAUAGAGGUAAAAGAUCAACAGUAGAAAGUGAUAAAAAUCGUAAAUUAUGGGAUCAACAAGAGAAAUCAAUUUUACUUAAAGCAUUAAAAAAAUAUGGUUAUACGGAUAUUGAUAAUAUUGCUAAAGAAUUUCCUUAUAAAUCAUUGGCUGCUGUUAGAACAAUGAUUAAUAAAUUACAUUUGGCGGCUAAAAAAAAUUCAACUGUAAAAAAAGUACAAUUAGACGAGUGGUUAAAUUCAGGAUUUUUUGAUAGCACUGACACUAUGAUACCUGAAGCAUUUAAAUUUAUAUCAAUAUUUGAAAAUCAUCCAACUCCUGAACAAUCUGCUGGUUGUGAUUUUAGAUCAUUGUAUGAUUUAUUACAUCGUACAACAUUGGGACAACCGCCUGUUGAUAUAACACAGAUGACCGUUGAAACAUUAUUUUAUGUAUUAAAUAAAAUAACACAUGACAUUUGGCCAAGUUCUGAAAAACAAGUUUGUGAAUAUGUCCAACGAUUAGAACAAAUUAGAACACGAAGAGUAUAUUCUAACUCACGAGUUAAAUCUUCAAAUAAUUUAUAUUAAUUAAUAAAUUGUAAUAACUAUUUUAAAAUAAAAGUAAAAAAGGAGAAAAAUAAAUUUUGUUUAAGAUUAAUAUUUUA
Molecule: messenger RNA, 844 nt
Organism: Microplitis mediator
Lineage: Eukaryota; Metazoa; Arthropoda; Insecta; Hymenoptera; Braconidae
Product: myb-like protein H
Exons: 2
Coding region: 159-767 (202 amino acids)
Source: RefSeq, a predicted model, not a curated record